UCGCCUGGAUCCUUUUAUUUUUGCUCAACAUUGCAAUUAUGUACAGAUCCUGCGAUUGACGCCUCAGUUCUUUUUUCUCGUCCGCCCACUGAGCUCGCGUUCAGUGACAGUGUGCUGGCUCCUCCCAUGCGGUCGGGCGGACAACUUUGACGUAGCUUUGUGUCUUUCACUUCCAGCUCCGAUUGUUCUCCAUUUUCUACAGAAUUAUCAGCACUGAGAAAGCGAGAAAAAAAGAAAACACCGGAAAAAUGAAUGAAGAAUACGAUGUUAUUGUCCUGGGAACUGGACUCACGGAAUGCAUCCUCUCAGGUAUAAUGUCUGUGAAUGGAAAAAAGGUGCUGCACAUGGACCGCAACUCUUACUAUGGAGGUGACAGUGCAUCCAUCACACCCUUGGAAGAUUUCUACAAAAGAUUCAACAUCCCUGGUACUCCACCAGAGUCCAUGGGAAAGGGAAGAGACUGGAAUGUGGAUCUUGUCCCCAAGUUCCUUAUGGCUAACGGUCAGCUUGUAAAGAUGCUGCUCUUUACUGAAGUGACCCGUUACCUUGACUUCAAGGUGAUUGAAGGAAGCUUUGUUUAUAAGGGAGGGAAAAUUUACAAAGUCCCAUCCACUGAAACAGAGGCCUUGGCAUCCAGUUUAAUGGGGUUAUUUGAGAAGCGACGAUUCAGAAAAUUUUUAGUUUAUGUUGCCAACUUUGACGCCAACGAUCCAAAAACCUUGGAAGGUGUUGACCCCCACAAGUCAACCAUGCGUGAUGUGUACAAGAAAUUCGACCUCGGCCAGGAUGUAAUUGACUUUACAGGUCAUGCACUUGCUCUUUACAGGACUGAUGAUUACUUGGACCAACCAUGCCUAGAGUCUAUCAACAGGAUUAAGCUUUACAGUGAGUCUCUGGCUAGAUAUGGAAAAAGCCCUUACCUUUACCCUUUGUAUGGUCUUGGAGAGUUGCCACAGGGGUUUGCAAGAUUAAGUGCCAUUUAUGGAGGUACGUACAUGCUGAACAAACCCAUUGAGGAAAUUGUUAUGGAGAAUGGAAAAGUGGUUGGAGUAAAAUCUGAAGGAGAGGUUGCCCGCUGUAAGCAGCUGAUCUGUGAUCCAAGCUAUGUAUCUGACCGUGUGACAAAAGCAGGACAGGUGAUCAGAGUUAUCUGUAUCAUGAGCCAUCCAAUCAAGAACACAAGUGAUGCCAACUCGUGCCAGAUCAUCAUUCCACAGAACCAAGUAAACAGGAAAUCUGAUAUCUAUGUCUGCAUGAUUUCCUAUGCACACAAUGUUGCAGCACAGGGAAAAUAUAUUGCCAUUGUCAGCACUACAGUGGAAACCAAUGACCCAGAGAAAGAGAUCAAACCUGCUUUGGACCUUCUUGAGCCAGUUGAACAGAAGUUCGUCAGCAUAAGCGAUCAGUUUGCUCCGACUGAUUUAGGAACAGAAAGCCAGAUCUUUAUUUCCCGUGCUUAUGAUGCUACAACUCAUUUUGAGACCACUUGUGAUGACAUCAAAGACAUCUACAAGAGGAUGAUGGGCACAGAGUUUGACUUUGAAGAAAUGAAGCGCAAGAAGAGUGACAUAUUUGGUGAUACUGAGCAGUAAAAAAAAUUAAAAAUCACUCCCAAAAUAUCAAAAGACCAUUAUAUACAAAUAUUGGCUGAUUUCAACAUCAUCAUGUUGCCAUUAAGGAAGUUAAUGAACACAGCAUAAAUUUGUAUUGUGGGGCCUGCUUUUUAAUCACAUCUUGACAAGUGUUGCACUGAUUAUAGGUUAAUACCCAUCAUUUUGUUUUUGACCAUCAUGUGUCCAUUUUUCUGACAAAUGGGGGGGGGGGGUGUUGCUGUCCAAAUAUGCCAAACUUAUCAGGUGUUGAUUUAAUAUACAUGUGGUAUUUAAGUAUAAAGUUUAAAAAAUAAAUAAAUAAAAAAACAUUUUUAAAACAGUCAAGUCCUGUGCAAAACUUGAACGAUAACAUUGCCAUGUGUAGGUAAAUGUUAACAAAGGAUAACAGUAGGAGGAUGGAAAUAAAUUAUUAUUUUACUGUUGUUUGUUAACUGUUGAGUAAAGAAUUUGAGGAACUUUACAAAGCUAUGUAUUGAAAAUAGACUGACAAAUUACUAUCUAAUUUAAGAAAAAUGGUUAAAUGCAUUAUUGGGCGGUAUCUUCUCUAGCCUCACUGAAUCCUUCUUAAUUGUUGGUCUGUUAGAGGUGCUUGUAUACUGAUCUAUUGUAGCCAAAUAAAGUAUACAAACUAAAGUGCAGGACACAGCAUUGUACUUUAAACUUUGCAGCAGUUGGAAAACAACAUUGUACCCAAGGAUCAUUUUCUUUUCUUUUUAAACAAAUAAAAAUGAAAAAAGCAGGCAAGAUGUGACUGUAUUCUAUGUAUACUUAACUAAUUUGAAUGGACCAAACUGCAAUGCAGUAUUGAUAUGACAGUCUUGUAUAGUACUGACAAUUUACAAACGAUGCUUCAAAGGCACAAAAUGAUUUCUGUACUGCAAAGUAAAGUUACAUUUCUGAAAAGUC
Molecule: messenger RNA, 2519 nt
Organism: Acipenser ruthenus (sterlet)
Lineage: Eukaryota; Metazoa; Chordata; Actinopteri; Acipenseriformes; Acipenseridae
Product: rab GDP dissociation inhibitor beta
Exons: 11
Coding region: 249-1592 (447 amino acids)
Biological process (GO): small GTPase-mediated signal transduction; protein transport; vesicle-mediated transport
Cellular component (GO): cytoplasm
Molecular function (GO): Rab GDP-dissociation inhibitor activity
Source: RefSeq, a predicted model, not a curated record